This is a messenger RNA of Stylophora pistillata, 1155 nucleotides long. Its product is annotated as metalloproteinase inhibitor 1. The record is from RefSeq and is a predicted model, not a curated record. Gene Ontology annotation, cellular component: extracellular matrix. Gene Ontology annotation, biological process: negative regulation of endopeptidase activity; negative regulation of membrane protein ectodomain proteolysis. Lineage: Eukaryota; Metazoa; Cnidaria; Anthozoa; Scleractinia; Pocilloporidae. Gene Ontology annotation, molecular function: protease binding; metalloendopeptidase inhibitor activity.
UAAUCAAACGCUAGCAUGUUUACCGAAGGUCAAAUCAGAAGUUCAAGUCAUGGUACUUACGCAACAAGUUUGAAAUCUUUCCGUAACCCACCUACGCAAUUCCCGUUGGUAUAUGAUUUAUAUACGGAUGGACUUAACUUGUGCUAUUCGGCCAGCCGAAAUUAUUCAUCUACUAUAGUAACAGCACUUAUCAAGAACGUUUCGAAGUACUUCGACAGACAAUUGAAGUCAAAGCUGAAACUGUGCGCCAUGGAAAUUCACGCAUAUCUCUUAGUGCUCUCAUGCUUUCUUGCGUCCUGUUAUUCCGGCCUCAUUCCAAAGCGUCCGUCAUUACAUCCUCAGCAGGAUUUUUGUAAAGCAGACUUUGUUAUACGUGCUGAUGUUGUGUCUGGACCUGAAACAGAAGGCUACUAUAAAGUUUUCAAGAUUAACAUCACGGAAGUCUUCAGAGGAGUAUCAGGCCUACAUGCCCUAGACGCUAACCUUACGACGAAACUUUACACCCCCGGCGAAAUGUCGUCAGAGGGAGUGACUGGUCCGUAUGGCAUCAAAGCAGGCGUUGAGUACCUUUUGCAUGGCGAAAUUUUGAAAGGUGUAGGGAUGUAUACGAGAUUCACCUCAGUGCGGAAGGACUGGGACGAUGUGGCCCCACAAGAUAGAGAAAAACUUCAGUAUUAUGAAACCGGAUGUGAGGAGAGAAAUCGCUUUACAGGCGUCAAGGCAUGAUAUAUCAGCAGAUGGAGGAUAGGCUUGUUUCUUCAUAUGGGACUUAAGAAUUUUUAAAGGCUGAUAGUUUCUAAAGAAACUGUUUGGGGCUGCAUCGGUGGGGGUAACGAAAUAAUUAAGAAAUAAUUGAUUAAGAAUUUUUAAACAAAUUUACGCAAUUAUUUAGUACUUCGUUCAAAUUGCCAGUUCAAUGCAAACUUAGUUAUAUGUUGUAUAGGAAUGAUGUUAAGUUGUACCAAAUCUAUAUUUGUGAUAGCUGUAGCCAUCAAUGUAAAUUAGUUGAAGCUUGUAAGUCGAAGAGUAUGUUUCUCAAACUUCUUGUUACGGUAUUGGAAUUGUGUAAAGACUUGAGAAAAGCAACCAGAGCAACUCAUAGCGCCCCAUUCGGUGAUAUCCCGAAUUCAUAGAAAUACACCCGUAAUGAAAGCA